Molecule: messenger RNA, 1675 nt
Organism: Chelonus insularis
Lineage: Eukaryota; Metazoa; Arthropoda; Insecta; Hymenoptera; Braconidae
Product: tRNA modification GTPase GTPBP3, mitochondrial
Exons: 4
Coding region: 134-1654 (506 amino acids)
Biological process (GO): tRNA wobble uridine modification; tRNA methylation
Cellular component (GO): cytoplasm; mitochondrion
Molecular function (GO): protein binding; GTP binding; GTPase activity
Source: RefSeq, a predicted model, not a curated record
UGUUAUGCUGUACAAUUUUCACUUUUGUAUCAUAAUAUUCCAGCAAGUAAGCCUGUAAUAAAUAUCAAACUUAUGAAUUAAUUGAUUAUUAUUAAUAAAUAAACAAUUGACAAUACUUGUUUAUGUAAAAACAAUGAUAAUAUUACGUAAAAAUUGGUGUAAACAAAUCUUAUUACGACUUGUUGCCUGCACGACGCAUUCAGGCGAUACUGGCGGGAUCUUCUCAGCUCGAGGGAGUGGAACUACUCCUACAAUUUAUGCGUUGUCUUCAGGCCAAGGAAAAUGUGGAGUAGCAGUAAUAAGAAUUUCUGGAGACAAUGCAUCAGAAGCAUUGAAAAGAAUGACAAGUUUAUCAAAUCCAGAACCAAGGAGAGCUUACUUGAGAAAAAUUUAUCACCCAGAUGAUAAAGAAAUAAUUGAUAAAGGAUUAUGUCUGUGGUUUCCUGGUCCAAAUUCAUUUACUGGUGAAGAUAGUGUAGAGUUUCAAGUGCAUGGAGGUUCAGCUAUUUUAGAAGCACUGAUGUCUGCAUUAUCGAAGUUAAAUUUUCAACCAGCAACACCUGGUGAAUUCACUAAACGUGCUUUUUAUAAUGGAAAAUUGGAUUUGACUGAAAUAGAAGGUUUAGCAGAUUUAAUACAUGCUGAGACUGAACAGCAAAGACGACAAGCAUUAUUACAGGCUGAUGGUAGUCUAAGCAAAUUAUAUAAUAAUUGGAAAAAAAUAUUAUCAAAGUCUUUAGCAAAUAUUGAAGCAUACAUUGAUUUUAGUGAAGAUGAUAAUAUUGAAGAUGGAAUUUUAGAAGAAUGCAAUACUUCCAUAAUAAAUUUAUUAGACAAUAUUUCUCAACAUCUUUCUGACGGAAGAAAAGGAGAAAUACUGAGGACAGGUGUGAGAACGGCCAUUAUUGGACAACCUAAUGUUGGGAAAAGUAGUUUGUUAAAUCAUUUAGUUCAAAGAAAUGCGGCUAUCGUUACUCCCAUUGCUGGAACAACUAGAGAUAUUGUUGAAUUGAAUGUAAAUAUUGCUGGAUAUCCAAUUAUUCUGGCUGAUACUGCUGGUCUUGUUAAAGCAACAGAAGAUAUUGUCGAACAAGAAGGGAUUAGGCGAGCUAAAGUUUAUGCCUCAGGGGCAGAUUUAAUUAUUUUAAUGAUUGAUGCCAAUGUAUAUUAUCAAAGUAAAAUGUCUUUUAGUGAUUAUGUUCAUAAUUAUAUAAAAGUAUUGGAAAUUGAAGAUUUGGUAAAAGGAGAUGGAAAGUUAACUGAUAAUUUUAUUAUUGUUGUCAACAAAAUGGACUUAAUUGACGACAAGAGUCUCGAAGAUUUGAAGAAAUCUGAAGCUAUUUUAAUUUCAUGUGAGCAUGAGAAAGGUUUUUCAGAUUUAAUGGAAUCCCUAACAAAAAAAUUCCAACAUAUAUGUGGAAAUCCUUCACGAGAGAAUCCAACCAUAAGUCAAGCUAGACAUAGAGUUCAUUUAACAAAUUGUGUACAAUAUUUACAAAAUUAUUUACAAAUUUCUAGUCACAAAAACUACGAUAUGGUAAUUGCUGCUCAACAGAUAAGAAAUGCGAUGCGAGAAUUAGGAAAAAUUACUGGUCAAAUUAGCACUGAAGAGCUUCUAGAUAUUAUUUUUUCGAAUUUCUGUAUAGGAAAAUAAAUUACUUUAUAUUAACUUAAA